UGUGCUGGGCUUGCUUUAAGAGGAACAGAUUUAAUUCACCAUUGAAUUGGAAUACAACACCUGUUUGUUAUCAACACCUUUUCUUGAUGAAUGGAGUACUCAAUUGGUUAAAUCUGUAGAGAACUAUUUAACACAUAGGAAAUAAGCUGGCAUUUGUUAAGAUGAAAGUGUUGCCAUCUCAAGAUUCAACCAGAAUUUCCUAUGGUAUUCUGCUGCAAGCAUUCUUUGAAAACAGACUGAGAAACUUGUAUGAAAAGGCAAAAAUAAGAGUAGAUCUACCAUUUCUGAAUAGGUCAGAGCAGUAUUUUAGGGGAAGAAGAUACAAGGAUUCUCUGAGACAGGACAGACAAUUCUCCAAGCAACCUGUCAGUCAUUGAAACAAUUCCUCUAGAAAUUUGAGAGCCUUGACGUGAUGGAAAAUAAAGGAUCUGAACAAAAAUUUGCAUCAAUGUUGAACUGUCUUAUGAAUGAAAAUGUUUCUACCGGGAAAGUCUGCAUAUAGAAGAUACUGCAGAAUAUCUGUAUGUACAGUUUAAAGAGACUGAGACUGUGCUUGGGCCAUAGUGACUGAAGCAAACUGUAGCUGGAACACGUUUGAGCUGAAAGAGUCAGCAUCCAUCACCUAAGUAUCGUCUAUGUGGCUCUGAUUUUUCUUUUAGCCCUUCAAAGGUCUUGGAUCAGAGUGCUGCCAAAAUGAGUGAAUCUCUUUCAAGCAGUUACUCCGUGAAUCAGCCAAACUCCUCUGAGAGUGAACAGAGUUUAUCUACACGCCAUUUCAAUGUUACUGAACCUGUAGUGGCCAAAAGGAUCUGUUUUUAUAAAAGUGGAGAUCCUCAGUUUAAUGGAAUCAAAAUGGUCAUUAACAACCGGUCUUACAAAACAUUUGAUGCCUUGCUGGAUAGCUUAUCUAAACGGGUCCCGUUACCUUUUGGAGUAAGGAAUAUCAGUACGCCAAAAGGGAGACACAGCAUCACCAGUCUGGAGGAUCUUGAAGAUGGAAAAUCUUAUAUUUGCUCCCAUCAGAGGAAAAUGAAGCCUAUCAACCUAGAACGGGCUAGCAGAAAGCCACUGCCCUGGCAGAUCAGUAGGCCUGUCAGUGCUCGUCGUCGAGCUGUGCAAUUAGCAAAGGAGAAUGAAGAUGGAUUUGGCCAUCAAGAAAGCAAAAUAACAACUCCCAAAAAGAUGCUUGUUUUCAAAAAUGGAGAUGUAAGACUCAGACGCACCAUAGUUCUGGGAAAGAAAAAUACACAAACCUUUGAGGCCUUUCUGGAUUACAUGAGUGAAUUAAUGCAGUAUCCAGUUGCAAAACUUUAUACCACUGAUGGCAGAAAGGUUCCUAAUCUUCAGGCCCUGAUAUUGUGCUCUGGAGCUGUAGUUGCAGCAGGGAGAGAGCCUUUUAAACCAAGUAAUUAUGAAUCUCUUGGGUAUUCACGGCCUGCCAGAUUACUUGGAAUUGCAAAUCGUGUGUACCCCAAAGCAAAUUUGAAGUCAGAAAGUGAAAACACUAGGAAAUGGAAGGUGUCAGUCCUCACCAGUGAUAUGCCAUCUGCAGGAACAAGCUCAAAGGUUUAUAUCAUAUUGUAUGGGGAUCACGGCAGUUCAGGACCUAUUUUUCUUGAUGGAGAGAAGGGAAAAUUAUUUCAGAGAGGCAGUGAAGAUGUCUUCACAAUUCAUACAGGAAACAUAGGACGUCUCUACAAAAUACGCAUUGGACAUACUAAUGCAGGAAGUUGCCCUGCCUGGCAUUGUGAAGAGGUGCAGUUGCUGAAUCUUUUUUCAGGGGAGCAGUUUUCUUUCCCUGUAAAUCGAUGGCUGGCCUGGGACCAGGCUGAUGGAGAAAUAUCCGUGGAGCUUCCUGUAUUACAUCAGGGUCAGCCUGUUCUUCCAGUGACUGUCUAUGAAGUGCAUGUGACAACAGGAGAUCUGUGGAAUGCUGGAACUGAAGCUGAUGUGUAUAUUUCUAUCUACGGAGAAAAAGGUGACACAGGAUCAAGACAGCUGGUCAGGUCACAGAAACCCAAGAAAUUUUUGAAAGGACAAACUGACAUCUUUCUUGUGGAAGCUGUGCACCUUGGCCAUUUGUACAAGAUUGUUAUAGGACACAACGGUCUUGGAUCAGGAAAUGGAUGGUAUCUGGACAAAGUUGUAAUCAAGGAUCCUGUGACAGAUCUGGAUUAUACUUUUCUUUGCCACAGAUGGCUGGACAAUGGGCAGGACGAUGGCAACAUUGCGAGAGGACUGACUGUGACAGAUGCCAGCACAUUUCCAGGAAGAAAAGAGCUGGAGAUGAAGAGAGAGGAAACUUGGGCUGCUGAAAAGUGGAAAUUUCAGGAAGGCAAUAAACUUCAGCUUUACAACAGGCUCACCCAUGGUUUCAUAUGUCUCUAUCCAGACAGCAGCGUUGAUGCUCUUGGUGACAAGAAGAAUAAAUAUGGACUUUUCAAUGUAAUUGUCAAAAAAGGAAAUAUUUCCGUAUUCAGAAGUCAUCAGAUACCACAUCUUGCUCUCGCUCUUGUCAAUGGCUAUGCAACUGGAAAGAGCAAAGACAAGUCUUGCUGUGAGCUCUGCAUUCACCUUCAACCAAAUGGUUGUGCCAUUCUCGAGUCAGCGAGGAACCCAGGUCAAACUGUAAUGUUCAAUCUUCAAGGCAAAGUAGCUGAUGAAAAAACAGGAUAUGCUGGAAUUUCCAAGGAAUUUGUUGUGCAUGUCAAGGGUGUAUUUCACCAUGGUGCCAUCAUUCUGCUCAACACAAAUCGUUGCCAGGCUCUGACUCUCAGAUCUGAUGGGGGCUGCAGUGGAGCAGGUCAGCAGCAACAGGAAUCCUACUGGAGGGUGCAUAAAAUUGGCUCUGGAGUCUGCAUGUUUGAGAGUGUGAGAAACCCAGGAAUGUACCUGAAGAUCAAAGAUGGCCAGUGUAAUGGAACAGGCACGGGUGAUGAAUACUGUCACUUCAAAAUUGAGAAGAAUUGGGAGACUGGAUCUGUAAGUCUGGAAUCAGUGCGGAGUAAAGGGAUAUACGUUGGUCUCCUUCCAGAUGGUCAGACCAAGCCAGUCAUUAACAUUGGAGAGAGCAACACUUUUUUCUACCCGCAGGUCAUCAAAUUUGGCUGUGAAAAUCCCCCAGGAACUCCUGUAGAAACCACUCAAGAGAAGAAAGACUUCAGAGAAUCUGAAUGCUCACCAGCAAAAGCCCAGUGGCAAACAUCUCAAAGACCUUUGGUUUUUCCACCCUCAGAAGAAAUGAGAAAUCCCCAAGUUGGUGAGUGUUCCCUUCCUUCAUCUGAUGACUGGAAAGUGUCAGUGCUGACGGGAAGUGCAGGAGCUCGAGCAAAUGCCACUCUCUGGAUAUAUGGAGAUGGAGGAGCAGACGGACCAAUAACUCUUGGCAAGGAGAACAGAAAGCAGUUGUUCCUUCCUAGGCAAGAGGAUGAAUUUCAGGUUAAACUAAAAAGAGUUGGGAAUAUCUACAAGAUAAGAAUUGAACUUGGUGAAUUACUGAAUAAGCAGUCAGAGUGGAACAUACAAAGGGUGACACUGCAACACCUGAUGAGCAAGAAAACUCUGAAUUUUCCAGCAAACACAUGGUUGUCAAAGAGUGAUGGUGAUAGGGAUUUUGUCUGUGAGCUUCCAUUAGUGGAAGCUGGAAAACCUAUUUAUCCAAUUAUUUUAUAUCAUGUUAAUGUCUACACGGGUGACUUGGAGCAAGCUGACACAGAUUCUCCAGUUUAUCUGUGUAUCUUUGGAGAAAGAGGAGAUUCUGGUCAAAGACUUCUGCAGAAAUCUGGUAUCCCAGUGAAAUUUUUGAGAGGAAAGGUCAAUGCUUUUGAAGUGAAAGCUGUAUCUCUUGGAAAGCUGCAGAAGGUGCUGUUGCGCUGUGAGGCUAAUUCAAAGUCUCAGUAUUGGUACUGUGAUAAAGUCAUUGUCAGAGAAGAUGGGAAUAACUCAGAAUAUGUUUUCAAUUGUGAAAGGUGGCUUCCUUUUAUGUCCCAAGGUGUAAUUCAUUCAGAAAUGGAGCUGUACCCUCAAGAAUUUCAAACAACUCAACAGCUGAAAAGGCAAGAGGCAGCUAAUGAAGGAGACUGGAAGAUUACUGUAGUCACUGGGGAUUUUGAAGCAGCUGGCACAACAGCAACUGUAUGCCUUUACGUUUAUGGAGAAAACAAAGUUUCUGGCCCUAUUAUUUUGGGAUCUGGGAAACACCAGCUGUUUAAUCCCAACAGUGAAGAUAUAUUUAAGAUUAAUAUCAGGGAUCUUGGGCAGCUAUAUAAAAUCCGCAUUGGCCAUGACAACACUGGUAAUGAUCCCAGCUGGUACCUGGAGGAAAUCAGACUUGAAAGAAUGUCUCCUUCUUCUCAAGAAGAGAUUUGUCUGCCCAUAGAGUGCUGGCUUGCAGAAGACAAGGGUGAAGGUGAUACAUGGAGAGAAGUGGCAAUAAGAAACUCUACAAAGGAAAUUUUGCCAUUGCUUGUGUAUGAGAUCCAUGUUCACACAGGUGCUAAACUUGGUGCUGAAACAGAUUUUAAUGUUUAUAUCAAUCUUAUUGGGACAAGAGGAGAUGCUGGCAAAAGGAAGCUCCAUAGAUCUAAGAACAAUAAAGUAAAGUUUCAACAUGGACAGAUGGAUAUUUUCUUCAUAAAGGCUGUCUCACUUGGAGACUUGGAGAAAGUUCUGAUUAGCCAUGAUGGAACUGGUCCAGGUAAUGGAUGGUUCUUGGACAAGAUUGUUAUUAAAUAUAAAGAAGGAAAGGAAGGGAAAGAGGUUGUAUUUCCUUGUAACAGGUGGUUAGGUGAAUAUCAAGAUGAUGGGAAAACUGUGAAGGAGCUAACUGCUGAAAAAGCUGGCAAUCCAGAGAUGGCAUUCUUUGAUGCACAACAGUGGAGAGUGCAGGUGAAAACAGAUGGAGAUUCCCCAGAGCCACAAAAUUGCAAAAGGACCCUUGUGAUUUAUGGCUCGAAGGGCAAAAGUGAUGAGCUACUGCUUUCACCACAAGACCCAGGACAUGUAUGUUUUCUACCCAGAGCAACUGAUGAAUUCAUUGUUGAGACUGGAGAUGUGGGAGAUGUGUAUAAGAUUCGGGUCAGCUGUGAUGACGUGCCAGGCUUUGAGGGUUGGCACUUGAAGUCUUUCCACUUAGAAGAGCUACAUACAAAACAAGAGUUGAACUUUGACUGCAACUGCUGGCUGUCUCUUAGCAGAGAAGACAAGGAGCUGGUAAAAGAAUUCCCUGUAGUCAGUGAGGACCAGAAAACUUUACCAGUCCAUAAAUAUGUUGUCUCUGUACAUACUGGUGACCGCUGGGGAGCAGAAACCUUUGCAAACGUUUAUAUCACCCUUUAUGGCAAAAGAGGUGACACAGGUGUAAGGAAUCUUCAUACACCUUUAACAACAGAAAGGAAAUUCCAAAGGAAUAAGGUGGAUUCCUUUUUGGUGGAAGCUGUUUCUCUGAGUCAUUUGCAAAAAGUGAUCAUAGGACAUGAUGGGCAAGGAUAUGGGGCUGGAAUGUACCUCAAGGUGAUAACAGUCAGGGAAUCACAAGACUCAGACAAUGAGUGGGUCUUUCCGUGCUGGAACUGGCUUGAUACUCAUCUGGGAUUAUGUGAGACUGUUUGUGAGAUAUUUACAGUUGGUAGAAGAUUGAUUUCUCAUCCUAAACUGCCUAAAGUCAUCAUGCAGUCAUCUGGUCUCUGGAUAAUGGACAUCACUGGAUCUGACUGGAGCAGUGAAGAGGAUCCAUUACACCUCUCUUUAAUCUUCUUUGGCAACCAGAAUCAUAAGAAGUUGCCACUUCAAGUUACAGGAAAAGAAAUUCAAAUCAAAGAUGAACUGUCAGAUAUUGGCUCGCUAUACAAAGUUCAGGUAACCGGCCCACACAGCAAGCUAAAACAGCCGUGGCACUUAGAUUUACUGCAUAUGAAGCACACGGGCACAAAGGAAGAGAUGUAUUUAUCAUUUGACUGCUUGUUCAACCCUAAUGAAGACAAAUGUGUGGAACUGCCAGCUCUCUAUGCAGAUCAGGAGCCUUUGCCCGUUGUGGAAUAUUCAAUCAAUUUGCACACCGGAGACUUGAAGAAAGCAGAUGCCACUGGUGAGGCUUAUCUAUGUAUUCAAGGAGAAAGGACUGACUCAGGGAAACGAUGGCUUAACUCAAGAAACAGCCUGAUUACUUUUGCUAGAGGGCAGGUGGAUGUUUUCAAAAUCAAAGCAGUAUACCUUGGCAAGUUGAAACAAGUUCUCAUUGGAUUUAAGAGUACAAAAAAAGAUGAGUGGUUCUUGGAAAAAAUUGUUAUAAAAGAAGUCAGCUACCCUUUUUCUUCACAUGUCUUUGUUCAUAAUGACUGGAUCAAUAAACGUCCUAAGAAAGAUUUUGUGGAAGUGGUAAUUCCUCUCAAAGAAAUGUCUGUGACAUCUCUUCUUACAAAACAAAUUAAUACUAAAAGCAGAGGACGAUGGCAAAUGUGGGUACACUGUGUGGAAGUUCCAGAAGAUGCACCUGAUGUUCAAGUUGUGGUAUUUGGAACAGAAGGGAAAUCUUCUUCACAGAAAGUUCAGAAUCUGAAUGAUAAUCCAUUUCUGUUGACUGUUGGAGAUGUUGGAGAUAUAACAAAACUUUCAUUUUUGUUAUCCAGUCCAUGUUUGGAAAGAGGAAUUAAGCUUCACAAGCUUAGGCUGAAAGAUCUGGACACUAAACAGGAACUGAGCUUUCCCACUGAAGCCCAGUAUCUGUUUGGAGAAGACGGAUCUGAGACUGUGACAGAGCUAGCAGCAGUCAGACCAGACAAAGCACCACUCAGAGAAGUUCUUUACUCAAUCAGAGUUCAUACAGGAACGUUGCCUGCAUCAGGAACUGAUGCAGACAUAUUUAUAACUAUAUUUGGAGAGCAGGGAGAUUCCUGCAAAAGGAGACUAAGACACUCAUGUUUUGAAAAAGGACAGGUCAGUAUCUCCGAGGUGAGAGCAGUAGACCUUGGACAAUUAAGCAAAGUGCUUGUUGAGCACGGUAAUGUUGGUUAUGGAGCUGGAUGGUACUUGGACCAAAUUGUCAUCCAUGAAUCAGGCAAGACUGAUAGCCAAUAUAUAUUUCUUUGCCGGCAAUGGUUAGACAGUGGAGUUGGUGAUGCACAGAUGGAACGAAUGUUGAGACUACUCGGAAAAGUCAGGAAUGAAAUGCUGACAGAAAAGAUUCACGGGACUUGGGAUGUCUUCGUCACAACUAGUGAUAUUUCUAGUUCCACAAAUCCUAAAAUGUCACUAACUGUUUGUGGCAGAAAAGGUGUCCAUACUUCAAUCAUACUCCCAAAAGGAUCCCUUAAAAAAAAUCAAGUUUAUGAGACUUCAAUUGAAUUAAACAAGAAAUUCACUACUAUAUUUAAAGUUCGCCUAGAAAUUGAAGAAGCUGGAGAAGGAGAGUCUUGGCAUUGCCGUGAGGUGAAACUUCAACACAGAGUAAGUAAAAAUCUUCUGGAAUUUCCAUUUUGCCGCAACUUCGCAGAUGACGAAGGGGAAAGAGUGGCUGAGCUUCCAGUUCUCAUGGUCAAUUCUCCUUUUCCACCAGUGAAAAGCUAUGUUCUCUAUAUCACCACGGGAGCAUCCCCUGGGUCAGGAACUGAUGCAGAUGUGUAUGUCAUGCUGCAAGGCAUUUUGGGAGAUACUGGUAGACGAAAAUUAAUCAGAAAAGGAGAUGAUAACUUCACUGAAGGAAAGAAAUCCAAGAGCAGAAGAGCACUUCUGCCUAUCCUAGGAAAAGAGCAAAUGAAUUCAGAAGGCAGAUGGAGGAUUUAUUUCACAAAACAUCACGAUGAAACAAAAAAAGACUUUGAAAAGUUGUCAGAAAAUAUAUCCAAGUUGGUUAUGGUUUUUUAUGGAAGCAACGGCAAGUCAAAUCCAGUUUCCAUGGAAAACAAACUGGAACAUCAAGCUAAGAACCAAAUAACAUACGAUAUAAAUUUACCAUCUGAUUUGGGUAUCAUUUAUAAAGUCAGACUUGGACUCCAGAGUUUGGAAAGCAGCAUAUCACAGUUGUCUCUUCAUCACUUUAAAAUGCAGAACACAUCAACCCUGGAUACCUUUAGUCUCACUAUAAAUAAAACACUUCCUCUUUCUCUUAAUGGAGACAGAUGGAUUGAAUUCCCUGUAGAGUGGCCAUUAAAAGAAGCACUUUCUGUGGUUACAUAUCAUCUAACAGUAUUUUCUAGAAAUAUAUUGACUGACAGAAGUGUAGUGCAUAUGACUGCGUGUAUACAUGGUACUCAUGGUGACACAGGGGACAGAUCCCUUCUCUGGCCAUUGCAGAAUGUCCAGCAGGAAGAUGACAGUGAGUCAUUUGUUGUCAUCAUGGAUGCUGUUGAACUGGGAGAAGUGGACAAAAUUGUUCUCGUAAUCAGCAGUAAGAAAGACUGCAAAUUGGACAUUAAAAAAUUGCAUUUGAAAAACUCUGUAAGGGAUCAUCCUAUCUACGUGUUUGAAGUGAAUGAAGCUUUUUCUGUGGAUCCAAAUAAGCCAGAAAUACAGAGAGAAAUCCCAGUAUCUUUUGUUAUUGGAGGAGACAAACCAAAUAAUGGCAUAAAUGACUUAAAUAAAGAAGAAAGUCAAGAAGGAAAUCAAACAGAGUAUACUAUCAAAGUAUACACAGGUCACAGAAUGGGGGCAGGAACUGAUGCCAAUGUGCAUAUUGUUUUAUUUGGGAAUGAAGACAAAUCUGAAGUGUUUCACCUCUCUCAGUCACUGGAGCAUCAAGAUCCCUUUGAAAAAGGAAUGGUUGAUACAUUCAAGAUUAAGACUAAAAAAUUAGGAAGCCUAUGUUCGAUUGAAAUUGGUCAUGAUGGAAAAGGAUUUGCAAGUGGCUGGUUUCUGGAAAAAGUAGAAAUCAUGGAUGCAUCCAGGAAUUCAGUGUAUUUCUUCAACUGUAACAGGUGGCUUGCUGGGGAUGGAAGCGAUGGUAGCACCGUAGUGCAACUUUACCCAUAGCUGCUCAUUUUCUGAUUUUUUGAUAGUGUGCUGCUUCUCCAAAUUCCUGCUUGUUUGAUUUACUUGUAUGUUAUAAUUCUGAAGGUAUUGUAAUUACUGUGAAGGAAUGUCAAAACAAUGCAUUAAAAACAUCACAGUAAAUUAAACAUGUCUAAUGUGAACACUGUGCUCCAAUCCAACCAGAGUUGCUCAAAAUCUUUGCAUGGCUGAAAUUUAGAAAACAUCAAUUUUAAUCUGUAACAUGGCUCUGUGGACUUGAGCUGAGCAUUCGUAAUAGUAGAUACAUUUAGUAACACAUUUUUAUUUCAGUAAUAAUUUGUGAGUAAGUUGAAGUUAGCUCUUGGGUCAAAUCUGCCAAUUUUUAUUAAACUGAUACAUAGUUUCAAUUUCUACAUUUAUUAAAACUAAUAUUUCCUCAAAAUCAUUUUCCAAACAGGCUGCACAACUCUUUGGCCUUACCAUGUGUUAUUUCCUUUUUUAUAAGACCAGGUAUGUAACAGAGAGGAAUAAAGAAUUUGUUAUUCAGGCAUUAAGCCUGUGGCAGUAAGCUUCCCACUGGCAUUUGACUGCAAAAUCUUGUAGCUGAGCCAGAACCUCAGCUGAGAUCCUUUAGAUCCAAAGGGUCUCUUAAGAGAGACUUUUUCAUCAUUUCUUAUCACUAGCACUGCAAUAGCUCACUGGCUAACUUAUGCAGCUCUGUGCUCAGCUUGCUGAUUUUUGCAGUGCCCAUUCUUAGGCAUCUAUCUGUCUCUCUAGUGCUAUAUGUGCAAAUGUCAUUACUUCAAAAAAAAUCGCUAUUACUAUUGAAAACACACCAUAAAUACAAACAUAUUUAGAAUAAAUACACAAAAUAAUAAGCGAAUAAUAAGUGGCUAGAUGUUUAGUUUGGUACUGCUACAGUUGCUGGUUGACUGAGGAAGAGUUUAGAAUAAAGACGAGUCUGAAAUGGAACCAUGAUUUGCACAACUCCAGAAGUUUGAUGUCUGUGAUCAGAAUACAAAUACUGCGUAUUGACUACAUAGGGCAUCCCCCUGUUUAAUCAAAGACUCCACAUUUAGUACCUCCAAAACUCAAAAUCUGUAUAAAGAACUGAAUUUUAGACCUGUUCGCCUCCAAGGCACUACCAUGUUUUGUAGCAGCAAUGUACUUUCUAUAAUCACAAGA
Lagopus muta (rock ptarmigan) is the source of this 10128-nucleotide messenger RNA. RefSeq names its product lipoxygenase homology domain-containing protein 1-like. Bases 694 to 8964 code for a protein of 2756 amino acids. NCBI's taxonomy places the organism in Eukaryota, Metazoa, Chordata, Aves, Galliformes, Phasianidae. The record is from RefSeq and is a predicted model, not a curated record. Gene Ontology annotation, molecular function: protein binding. The transcript is spliced from 61 exons. Gene Ontology annotation, biological process: intracellular signal transduction.